Messenger RNA from Hevea brasiliensis (rubber tree), 1906 nucleotides. RefSeq lists its product as uncharacterized. Bases 796 to 1797 code for a protein of 333 amino acids. The transcript has 6 exons. The record is from RefSeq and is a predicted model, not a curated record. Gene Ontology annotation, molecular function: metalloendopeptidase activity; ATP binding; ATP-dependent peptidase activity. Lineage: Eukaryota; Viridiplantae; Streptophyta; Magnoliopsida; Malpighiales; Euphorbiaceae. Gene Ontology annotation, biological process: proteolysis.
CCCUCUUAAGGGAUCAAGUAUAUUAUCAGCUCAGUCCAUAUACGAUUGGAAUAAUCCAAAUGAGUUUUAGAUGUUGAAAGGAAUUGGGUAACAGGUAGAGGUUUUUGGAAAAGGAAAUUUGGUUUGCCUUAAUUCUCAACUAGGCCCUCUGCCUUCGCCAUCUGGUAAAGAGAAAUGUAUAGAUUUUCCAAUUGAUAAUUUAAUCAACCAAUUGACUUCGGGGCGAUAAAUCUUUACCGUUGAAGUCCAGUUGAUCCAAUGCAAGUCCAUUUUUGGGUACCUGCUCGCUAUCAAAAUAUUGCAAGUACAGCAAGUAAAUGAUAAUACCUCUCUUCUGAAAAAAAAAAUGAUAAUACCUCUCUGUAGGAAUAAGAGACAGAAACUUGUUUUGGCUGUGCCAGGGCCACGGAGGCCAAAGGCUUGCCUUGCGAUUAGAGCUCUCUGUUCACUCUUCUGCAUAGCAAGACGACGUUGUACAGCAUAAUUGGCUUCCUGCAGUUUCGCUGGAGGUAGAAUCCCUCAGCGGGAGGCUGUAGUUGGAGCUCAGAAGCCAAGUUUAUUCUUUUUCUAGAAAAAUGCAGUCAUGCUCACGCAUGCGAUGCAUUUGAGGGAAAUAAACGACGGCGUUUUUGCGUUGUAGUUUAGCUAUUAAAUUGUCCUUGACUAUUUUGCGGUUAAUAUUCUGUUUGUGUGGUAGACGAUUCAGGACCAAAAAACUGGCAUUCUUAAGCACCAGAAAAUCACCUUUAAGAAUCGUAUCGCUAGUCAAAUUCGGCUUUUUGGGUUUUCCUUUUGAUGGGCACAGUGAUCUAUUACACGGGCUUAUUUUCUCCUCUGAGAACAAGAUUCUGCUCUUUUAGGAUUGUUUCUUCAUCUUCGUCAGUGGGUGUAUCGAGACAGCAAGCGUUGGAGCAAGUGGACAAGGAGCUUGCCAAGGGAGAUGAAAGAGCAGCACUCUCUCUUGUCAAGGAUUUGCAGGGAAAGCCAGGUGGCCUUCGAUGUUUCGGAGCUGCAAGGCAGGUACCCCAAAGGCUUUACUCAUUGGAUGAACUGAAGCUGAAUGGAAUAGAAACAGCUUCUCUUUUGUCCCCUGUGGAUGCAACAAUCGGUUCUAUUGAAAGAAGCCUGCAAAUUGCUGCUGCUUUUGGUGGGAUUGCUGCUUGGAAUGCUUUUAGGUUUAGCCCACAACAGCUAUUUUAUUUUUCUCUGGGAUUGUUGUUUUUAUGGACAUUAGACGCGGUCUCUUUUAACGGAGGAGUUGGGAGCUUGGUUCUUGAUACUGUUGGUCACACAUUUAGUCAGAAGUACCACAACAGGGUUAUUCAACAUGAAGCUGGGCAUUUCUUGAUUGCCUAUUUGGUAGGCAUUCUUCCUAAGGUUUAUACGCUAUCUAGUUUGGAAGCUUUACAGAAGGAAGGAUCUCUCAAUGUUCAAGCAGGAACUGCUUUUGUGGACUUGGAAUUUCUUGAAGAAGUUAAUGCAGGGAAAGUAUCUGCUACGACUUUGAACAGAUUCUCAUGCAUUGCACUUGCGGGUGUAGCAACUGAGUACCUUCUAUAUGGAUAUGCAGAGGGAGGCCUUGCUGAUAUAAAAAAGUUGGAUAUGCUGCUCAAGAGCUUAGGCUUUACCCAGAAGAAAGCAGAUUCUCAAGUCAGAUGGUCUGUCUUGAACACUAUCUUAAUUUUGCGUCGGCAUGAUGGAGCCCGAGCUAAACUUGCAGAAGCCAUGACCAUGGGAAGAUCUGUAGGAUCAUGCAUUGCCAUCAUAGAAGAUACUAUAGAUGAUGCAGAUAUUUAACUGAACUGGGCCAUUGAUUGUUCCUAAAAAUACAACCCUUUUAUAUUUUCAUUCUUUUUUCUUUCUUAAAAAAAUGUCGCACUUAUUACUUUUAAAGAUAUGUUUUCCU